Molecule: messenger RNA, 854 nt
Organism: Etheostoma cragini (Arkansas darter)
Lineage: Eukaryota; Metazoa; Chordata; Actinopteri; Perciformes; Percidae
Gene: tmem109
Product: transmembrane protein 109
Exons: 3
Coding region: 1-555 (184 amino acids)
Biological process (GO): cellular response to gamma radiation; intrinsic apoptotic signaling pathway in response to DNA damage by p53 class mediator
Source: RefSeq, a predicted model, not a curated record
AUGUUCGUCCGUUCGGAUGGCGGAGCUCUCGCCGGGCUGUUUGUGCUCAGCGCCUCGCUGCUGCUCGUCUCGGGGGAGGAAGCUUUCUCUCAGGUCCUGGCGGUUGUGGCAGAAGCGGUGUCCGCAGCUCUGAACGUGCUCUUCCACAACGUCUCGCAUGUCCUGCAGGCUGCUGGAGUCCAUGGUGUCCCCGUCCCAAAAGUCUCCCCAGACGGGCUGAUCUUUGUGACCCAGUGGCUUAUCCUGGCUCUCAUUGGCUACUGGCUGAUCUCCCUCGUCUUCGGAUUGGUCGCCUCGGCUCUGAGGCGGUCUCUGUGGCUGCUGAAAGUGGGCGUGGCUUUGCUGUGUUUUGGCCUGAUCGUGAGCGACCGCAGCGUGGACGCCGACACCACCGCCAUCCGAUUGGCCGCCCUGGUGUGCGCCUGCGUGCUAUUGGGCGUGGGGACGGGGCGGGGCUCCGCGGCGGCUGAUAGGACGGCUCAGCUGGAGCAACAGCUGAAGACCCUGGAGAGACGGCUCGGAGACAUGGAGCGGUGGAGCAGGACGGAGGAGUGACAGAAGGACUAAGACUAUGUCUGGCCCCCCCUCAUGCCACAUGAUGCCUUUAAGGACUUCUGGAACUUCAAAAGAGAGGUUUCUACAGUUUGGAUCAUCCCUACCUGAUGACUGAGUCAUUCCUGGAAGCAGGGCUUCAUUAUUCUACGUGUUUUUAUACCGUUUCUCUCUUUUAAAUGGCGCUUGUGUCCCAGUGGGACGGAAUAAGCAUUCCCGUCCAUGUUCUAAUUGUCCUUUACAACAUGAAAGAAACAUUUGGGGACAACUUCUUCUACUCCUUCUGUUUCUCCAGUUAGAUG